Daphnia pulex (common water flea) is the source of this 836-nucleotide messenger RNA. RefSeq names its product alpha-crystallin A chain-like. The record is from RefSeq and is a predicted model, not a curated record. Gene Ontology annotation, molecular function: protein folding chaperone. Gene Ontology annotation, biological process: response to heat; protein refolding. The coding region runs from base 160 to 681 and encodes 173 amino acids. The transcript has 6 exons. NCBI's taxonomy places the organism in Eukaryota, Metazoa, Arthropoda, Branchiopoda, Diplostraca, Daphniidae.
AUGCUUUUUAGUUUUUACCAUUCGUGCAGUUAAAAAAAAACGUUGCAAUCUCGUCUACAGCGACAAGUAUAAAACGAUUCCCAAUUUGUCCAGCAAAUUAUUGCAGAGCCGUUCGCUGUUGGUGAUUGAUCUCCCCCAUCUUCCAAUUAUUUGCUUAUCAUGUCUCUCCUACCUUUUAACGAUCCCUUCGACAGCAUGAUGGAUCCAUUCAAUCAGCUCACUCAGUUCGAGCCGAUGCAAACAUUGGAUCCUUUCUUGAACCGAUUCAACAUUGUUCCGCGGUCAAUGAGGAGAUCGAUGCGUCACAUGGAUCGUGAACUUGGAAAACUUUUAUCCAGCGUCAAGGAAGACGACAAAUCGUUUCAGGUGAUGGUCGAUGUUUCGCAUUUCCAGCCAAACGAGAUCUCUGUGAAGACGACCGACAAUAACAUCAUUGUCCACGCCAAGCAUGAGGAACGCAAGGAUCAAUUCUCACACGUCUCGCGGGAAUUUCGUCGUCGUGUUACCAUUCCCCAAGGCGUAAAUCCCGAGACGGUGACGUCCACUAUGUCGCCCGAAGGAAUUUUGACCAUUAUGGCUCCAAAAAUUAUGCUUGAAGGUUCUAAAGAACGAGUCAUCCCAAUUACCAUGACUCAGACUGCUGGAUCAACUAAUCCUCCGACUCCAAUCCAAGGAAAUUAGGACGUUGGCGCGUUUGUUGUCAAAAGAAAAAAGAAUCGUCUAUUUUCAUUUUUCCUUUUCGAAAAAAAGUUGCAGUUAUAUAGGUGUGAUGGGUAUGGGUGAUUGUGUUUGUUGAUAUAUGUUGUUCGGCUUAAAAUACAGAUUUCAAUAACUAA